GAUGUGCCGUCUGGUGCCGUGGGCGUACAGCAGCGUAAAUACCGCAAGUGUGCGGACGGCUGUCGGCGAUUUAACAGAAGCAUCUGAGAAGUGUUUGUACAUCCUUUAAGUGUACCGUAAUUUAUUUUUGUGGAAGCAAAGUUGGACAUGGUGUUCAAGUUUCAGUGAAAGUUCUCUGUCGUGAAAAUCGCCGAAGAACGGGAACCACACGUCCCUACGCCUAAAUCACGUUCUUUUCGAAUACUGAGCACCGCUACUUUAGCCAAUCAUGACUGACGCGAAGUAUUUUACAACCACAAAAAAGGGAGAAAUUUUUGAGCUCAAAAGUGAACUCAACAGCGACAAGAAGGAAAAGAAGCGAGAAGCUGUAAAGAAAGUCAUUGCUUCGAUGACUGUCGGUAAAGAUGUCAGUGCACUUUUUCCAGAUGUCGUAAACUGCAUGCAGACAGACAAUUUGGAACUCAAGAAAUUGGUCUACCUUUACUUGAUGAACUAUGCGAAGAGUCAACCUGAUAUGGCUAUAAUGGCUGUGAAUACAUUUGUAAAAGACUGUGAGGACGGCAACCCCUUGAUUCGAGCCCUGGCAGUACGCACGAUGGGGUGCAUCCGCGUGGACAAGAUCACAGAAUACCUGUGCGAGCCCCUCAGGAAAUGUCUCAAGGACGAGGACCCGUAUGUGCGAAAGACGGCUGCAGUGUGCGUCGCCAAGUUGCACGACAUCAACGCUCCCUUGGUUGAGGACCAAGGUUUCCUGGACCAGCUCCGGGACCUGCUUUCUGACUCCAAUCCCAUGGUCGUAGCCAAUGCAGUGGCUGCAUUGUCCGAGAUGAACGAGGCGUCAGCAAGUGGGCAGCUAUUAGCGGAGAUGAGCGCUCCAACGAUCAACAAACUCCUCACAGCACUCAACGAGUGCACUGAGUGGGGACAGGUAUUCAUCUUGGACUCCCUAUCUAACUACGCCCCCAAGGACGAGAGAGAGGCACAGAGCAUCUGCGAGCGGGUCACACCACGCCUCGCCCAUGCCAAUGCGGCAGUCGUGCUCUCUGCGGUCAAGGUGUUGAUGAAGUUCAUGGAGAUGAUGAGUUCAGACUCGGACUUUGUUUCCACCCUGACGAAGAAGCUGGCCCCACCGCUAGUGACACUUCUGUCAAGUGAACCAGAGGUACAAUACGUUGCGCUGCGGAACAUCAACCUCAUUGUACAGAAGCGGCCUGACAUCCUGAAACAUGAGAUGAAAGUUUUCUUUGUGAAGUACAAUGAUCCCAUCUACGUGAAGCUGGAAAAACUGGACAUUAUGAUCCGCCUGGCUUCCCAGGCAAACAUUGCUCAGGUCUUGGCAGAACUGAAAGAAUAUGCCACCGAAGUGGAUGUGGACUUUGUGAGGAAGGCAGUUCGUGCCAUUGGCCGCUGUGCCAUCAAAGUGGAACAGUCUGCAGAGCGGUGUGUCAGUACCUUGCUUGAUUUGAUUCAAACGAAGGUCAACUACGUUGUGCAAGAGGCGAUUGUUGUUAUCAAGGAUAUCUUCAGAAAGUAUCCAAACAAGUAUGAAAGCAUAAUUUCAACACUUUGUGAAAACUUGGACACCUUGGACGAACCAGAGGCUAGAGCAUCAAUGAUAUGGAUCAUUGGAGAAUAUGCAGAAAGAAUAGAUAAUGCUGAUGAGCUUCUUGAAAGUUUUCUUGAGGGCUUUCAUGACGAGAAUACUCAGGUUCAACUGCAGCUCCUGACAGCUAUAGUGAAAUUAUUCUUGAAACGGCCAACAGAAACCCAGGAACUCGUGCAGCAGGUUCUAAGUCUGGCCACUCAAGAUAGCGAUAACCCAGACCUUCGUGACAGAGGUUUCAUCUACUGGCGCUUACUGUCGACUGACCCCGCUGCAGCAAAGGAGGUAGUCCUGGCCGAAAAGCCCCUCAUCUCUGAGGAGACAGACCUCCUGGAGCCCACCCUGCUCGAUGAGCUGGUGUGCCACAUUGGCAGCUUGGCUUCCGUGUACCACAAGCCACCGUCUGCGUUUGUGGAAGGCUCUCGUGCAUCGCUGCGUCGGUCCUUGCCUCCCCGACAGAACUCCACUGGUUCUGGCGAGGAAGCAAAUGCUGGCAAUGUAGGGGAGCAGUCUACAGUGAUUCCUAGUGCAGACAACCUUAUAGGAGACCUCUUGAGCAUGGAUAUUAGCACUCCAGCCCCACCUCCACCUACUUCAACAAUGGACAUCUUUUCAAGUGGCCUUGAUAGUUUCUUGGGUGAUGCAUUAGGAGGUCCACUUGUUCAGCCACCUGCAGCUGCACCCUCGGCACCCGCAGCUCCCGCCCCGGUAGCUGCAGUCAGCGCGGCAUCGAUCGCUUCAGUUCAAAACAACACCACUGGACUUCUGGGAGACAUCUUUGGCAUGGGUACUGCCAGCCCAUUUCACACCCCACCGAAACAGGUAUGGCUUCCAGCUGCAAGAGGGAAAGGUCUAGAGAUAACAGGCACUUUCACAAGACGCAAUGGACAAAUUUUCAUGGAGAUGACAUUUAGCAAUAAAGCCAUGCAAACAAUGUCUGGAUUUGCUGUACAGUUCAACAAGAACAGCUUUGGCCUGACUCCAGCCCAGCCACUGUCACUGCAGUCUCCCCUGCAGCCAAACUUCCCUGCGGACGCAACCCUUCAGCUGGGCACCAAUGGCCCCGUGCAGAAGAUGGACCCACUGACCAACCUUCAGGUGGCAAUAAAAAACAAUGUGGAUGUGUUCUACUUCAGCUGUGUGGUCCCAAUGCAUGUGCUAGCCACGGAGGACGGCACGAUGGAUAAAAGGGUGUUCCUAGCCACUUGGAAGGACAUACCUGCCCAGAAUGAAGUGCAGUAUACUCUGGAGAAUGUCAACAUGAAUGCAGACCAAGUUUCCCAAAAGCUUCAGAACAGCAACAUAUUUACCAUAGCUAAACGCAAUGUCGACGGUCAGGACAUGCUCUACCAGUCAAUGAAGCUGACCAACGGCAUUUGGGUGUUGGCAGAGCUUAAGAUACAGCCAGGCAAUCCGAGAGUCACACUGUCACUUAAGUCCCGUGCUUUGGAAGUAGCAGCCGGGGUGCAGCAAUCCUACGAAGCUGUCUUGCACAGUUGAAGAAAAGGAGCGGCGCCAAAUGUUUCUUGCUUUCCUCUGCAUGAAAUGUGUCCUCGUGUACAUUCCCAAGUUAAAGCUUCGUUGUAUAGAAAGUGGACAUGUUAGAUAUCGGAUUAUAGUCUUCAUUCAAUUUGCUCUUCACAGGUUCUGAAAAUUGACAUUCCCACUAGUGUAGAUGUUGUACUGGCAGAGGUGCUGUGUGGAAAUAAAAGAAAAUGCCUCUGUU
Ornithodoros turicata is the source of this 3329-nucleotide messenger RNA. RefSeq names its product AP-1 complex subunit beta-1-like (gene AP-1-2beta). Gene Ontology annotation, molecular function: clathrin binding. Bases 269 to 3103 code for a protein of 944 amino acids. Gene Ontology annotation, cellular component: clathrin adaptor complex; membrane coat. The record is from RefSeq and is a predicted model, not a curated record. The transcript is spliced from 20 exons. NCBI's taxonomy places the organism in Eukaryota, Metazoa, Arthropoda, Arachnida, Ixodida, Argasidae. Gene Ontology annotation, biological process: vesicle-mediated transport; intracellular protein transport.